Parnassius mnemosyne (clouded apollo) is the source of this 1014-nucleotide messenger RNA. Lineage: Eukaryota; Metazoa; Arthropoda; Insecta; Lepidoptera; Papilionidae. The record is from the annotation of a GenBank genome assembly.
AUGGCAGUGAGAUUUGAUGCCGCCGCUUACAGCUUUCGUAAGAAAUGCCCCUAUGUGAGUAAAGACUUACUUCGCUGGUUCCCAGGCCAUAUGAACAAGGGUUUAAAGCAAAUGCAGCGUAAACUGACAUCAGUUGAUUGUGUGAUUGAAGUUCACGAUUCCAGAAUACCAUUUACGGGGCGAAAUCCCAUAUUUACAAACACAUUGACUGGUGCCAAGCCACAUAUCCUUGUCCUCAAUAAGAAAGAUCUAACUGUUAGGUCACUAAUACCAAAGAUUACAGAGCAGUUAAAAACUCAUGAAAACAUACAAAAUGUUGUAUUUACGAACAGUAAAGAUCAAGAUUGUCGUGGCCUUAAGACUCUAAAGCCUUUAAUGGUAGAAUUGAUUAAAAAUUCUAACAGAUACAAUAGAAGUGAAGAAUUAGAAUACAAUGUAAUGAUUAUUGGUGUACCAAAUGUAGGUAAAUCAUCUUUAAUCAAUAUGUUGCGAUCAAGGAACAUGAGUGUUAAGCAUGCUUUGCCAGUUGGUGCAGUGGCAGGAGUAACGCGAAGUCUCAUGACAAAAAUGAGAAUCAAUGAUGACCCAAAGAUUUUUAUGUUUGAUACUCCAGGUAUCCUAGAGCCAUCUGUAACAGAUAUAGAAAUGGGUCUAAAGCUAGCACUUUGUGCGUCCCUUCAAGAUCACUUGGUGGGUGAGGAGACUAUUGCAGACUAUCUGUUGUAUUGGCUGAACAGUCAUGCCAAGUUCAAGUAUGUCGAGUACAUGGGCCUAGAAGAACCUUGUGAUGAUAUACAUAAGGUUCUCAUAGCUGGAGCUGUGAAAUUCAAUCGAGUGAGGCGGGUCCGAGAUUUUGAUGGCACAAUGCGAGACGUUCCUGACCUGUUAGAAGUUGCCAGGACCAUGAUAAAAGCAUUCAGGACUGGGGAGCUUGGCAAAAUGGUGCUGGAUAUAGAUCUACUGAAGCGCAGGAGCAAGAAUCAAAUACAUCAGGAGUUAUCAGCGGAGAUGUGA